Molecule: messenger RNA, 4127 nt
Organism: Cololabis saira (Pacific saury)
Lineage: Eukaryota; Metazoa; Chordata; Actinopteri; Beloniformes; Belonidae
Product: fibroblast growth factor 6-like
Exons: 3
Coding region: 442-1065 (207 amino acids)
Biological process (GO): regulation of cell migration; positive regulation of cell population proliferation; positive regulation of gene expression
Cellular component (GO): cytoplasm
Molecular function (GO): growth factor activity; fibroblast growth factor receptor binding
Source: RefSeq, a predicted model, not a curated record
UGCUGCUGCUCAGGUCCUGGAAGUCUCUCCUCCCCCCAUCGCCUACUUUUGAUGGGGAGGUGGUGCAUGCAGCGGUGAAGUCACAGUGAUGUCAUUUUAGGAUGUGAGAGUCGGGGGCAAGGUGAUCUGGUUUUGCGGUGAGUGGUGUGUGUCCCCCCCCCCCCCCCUUACCCACCAACACCACCACCCCCCUCCACGGCCAGCGUUGCCUGCACAGAGGCGCGGAGCAGCGAAACAUGGUCAUCGCCACCGGCACCAAUCCAAGCUCCGACGCCCUCUGUCCCUCUCCUCCUGCUCAGAUCUCAGACUAUGGGGCCUCGAUCUGCCUCUGCCUCGAUCCCAGAAUAAACCUCUACCGCCAACAUGCCAAAGGAGAGAAAAUACGAAGAGUUGCAUUUUUAGGGCAGGUAACUUUGACCACGCGCCCCAAAGGUGAACUGGAUGGCCACUGCGCAAAGGUGCCACUACAGCAUGCGCUGCGGGGCCGGGACGCACUGGACGCUGCCGGCGGUGAUUGUAAUGUGGACUUCUCUGUGGGGGAUCGUCUCAUCCUAUCCGAUUCCGAGCAGGACUAAUGCGACUUUGUUGGAAAAUAAGUGGGAGACCCUCUUUUCCCGCUCCUACCUGGGGAUAAACGGGGGGAAAUCGGAGCUUAACUGGGAGAGUGACUAUUUGCAGGGCAUCAAACGAGUGCGGCGACUGUACUGCAACGUGGGCAUUGGGUUUCACCUGCAGGUGCUCCCGGAUGGCAGGAUAAGCGGAGUGCACAGUGAGAACCCAUACAGUCUGAUCGAGGUCUCCACGGUGGACACGGGAGUGAUCAGCCUGUUCGGGGUGAGGAGUGAGCUGUUUGUCGCAAUGAACAGCAGGGGAAGGUUAUACGGAACGAGAGUCUUCAGGGACGAGUGCAAGUUCAAGGAGAUUUUUCUGCCGAAUAACUACAAUGCCUACGAGUCUUUUGUUUACAAGGGCUUCUACAUCGCCCUCAGCAAGCAUGGCCGCGCAAAGAGAGGCAACAAGGCGACCACCGCCAUGACUGUCACACAUUUCCUCCCGCGACUAUGAGAGAAACUGACAAUUACUCAGUAAUUUGCACAUAUGGAUGCUCUUCCAGGUAAUAUAGAAAUGCAUCGUCAUGAUGUACACACCUGUGGACUGCAAAAGAAAGCAAAACUAUUUAUUCUGUUAUAUAUAUAUAUAUGUAUACACACACACACACACUAUAUGUAUAUUUGGAUAGUUGUCUUUGUAUAUGUACUGUAUGCCAUACCGUGCUGCUUAUUGUUUUUAUGGACGGGGAGAGAGGAAUCCUUUGGCUGUCACAUUUUAUUUGUCUGUCUCAGUUUACCUCGGUGCUUGCUGUAACUGAACUACAUGUCGACUUAGUUCUCUGAGAUGGAGGUUGAGCUAUAUUCUGUGCUUUUAAAGAGUGAAAUGAAUACUUUUUAUUACCUCAAAGAGCUACAUCGCUAGACUUAGGGAUGCAUGGACUUCUGCUGAAAUACUUGCUAAGGUUAUUCUUUUGUUUAGACAUUUGAACACUUGAUACGUCCCUGCUUGAUUAUCGUUGUCUUGCAGGAGGGGAAAGGGGGAGGGAAUCUUAAAUGCACUACUUUUGCUGCACGAUUUAAAGGUGCCUUGAUGUUCCCACUUGUGACCCCCUCAAACUUGCAUGUAAGAGACACCCGGAGGAGUCAGAAAUAGGGCUGACACUCCUGAGGGGCCUCAGAAGAGGAGGGGGGGAGGGUGACUAUCUUUGGUUUAUUUUCUUUUCUGUAAUUAGAUCGAUUAAGUAAUAAACAAUCUGUGGUUGAGACCAGAGAGGGGUCAGCCAUAGAGAGACUGGCACAAGGCCACGAGUCUGACUGUGCCACAUAGCCAGCGAGAAAACAGGGUAGAACAUUUAUCUAUCCCAGCAUGGAGAAGCUUUUUUUGUUCGGACCCGGCUUGCUUCUGCACAAAGUCGCAACUGAGCGGUUGAUUCGAGCGCACAAUAGUUAAGAUGCUGCACACUGACUCAGAAAGAGCCACAACAGUAAAGUGGGUUGCUGAUAUUUUCGAAAUGCAAAGCUUUAGAGCCGCUCUCUGCUAAUACGACGAAACCAAUGGAAAACAACGUAAAUAGCUGCACUUAAAAGAAGAAUUCAGACGCUUUUUUUUGUGGAAUACGAAGAAUAAAAAAGAAACUAAAAGUAGGGGCUGCACUGUGAAUCAGUGAUGAUGUUUUGGUCUGUGCUCUCAAACAUGUCUGUUUAUCGGUUUAUAUUGGGGUCGGUGUGUGUCUUGGAGCAUGCCUGCGCCCCGGGCCUUCACCCCAGCCUGGCCGGGCCUCCUGCAGCAGCACUGCAGUGGCAGUGAGGUGUUGGGAGCUGAAGGCAAAUGGUUUUAAAUGCAAUUAUGGGUGAGUUAGUCAUUUAGCUCAAAGGACAAAAAGGUAGACUGAAUGCACAGGACAAGCCUACGUUUCUGUUGAGUUUUAGCUCGUCACUGUAAAACCUUUGCCAAACUAGAAACAGUGGCGGUCCUUUCAGAAAGCUGAAGGUGGAACUCAUUGUUAGUGUGUACAAAUAUCUCAUUACAUAUUCCAAAGAUGUAUUUUUUACUCUCUUCAUUCUUCAAAUUCCCAAGAGUCCUCCCGAGUGCAUCUGUCUGUGUAGUUUCUGCAGCUGUUAACUUAAAAAAAAAAAACCUGCAGCUCACUUCAGCAUCAGCCUCCGUGCGUUCCCGUGUGAGAGGCAGAACGACUAUUUAAAUCCAGGGAAAACGUGUGCGGUGGAGCCGGCAUGCUGUCUUUGUUGUUUGUCGAACCCCCCGCCGGAAUGUGGAUCUGCCAGGAUGACAGGCAGCUUUCCACAUACCUAAAGUCAAUCACCCUCUGUACCCACCUCCGCCUGCCCCGUAACCCCCCACCUUCACCCUCACAACUCACCCGCUGCAGGCAGGAACCUUGGGAUUCUAACUGCAACCCGGGAGCUUCCUCCUCUCAUUUCAGCCUUUUUUAGUUCAAGGUCAGAGUCAGUCACCAGCCCUUUGUGGCACAGGGUGGUCUGUUGUAAGAAACAGGAAUUUAAAGCAUCUUUUUUUUUUUUUUUUUUUUACUUAGAUUUGUACUUAAACAAAAUAUUAGUUUGCAUUUUUUUUAGUUUUUAAACAAGCCGACUUACCCACCUCUUUCAGCUGCAACAGCACGACAUGCCACCCACCCCCUAGUGCUGGUGACGGGAUACUUACGUAGGGAGGGGACAUCUGCAGAGCUGAUGCAGAGUGUGAGGAGCAGACUCAUGCUGCUGCUUGGCUCCUCGCUCUCCUCAGGAUUCAUCUCUGCUGCUUCCCUGAACCCAAACCACACAACCCAAGCAAUAUAUCAGCCGCUUCUCAACUCGUCGGCGACACACACAUCACUUAACAAUAGUAUUCUCUAACAUACAUGUAGAGCAAAGUAAAAAAAAAAAGAACAAUAAAACACGACCUGUUGCUCUCGUAGAUGUGGGUGCAUGUAGAACUGCUGACAUGACUUUUUUUAUUUCAGGAAGUUCAGCUGAGGCAGGUGUGGCAGUAACCUUUGCGUAUAUACAACUAUUAUAACUUUUCAAUCCGUCAAGAUAACCGACGUCUCUAGUUGCACCUUAAUAAGGACGCCUCGAUCGUAAACUAGAGUCGAUGAAUUAACUGGAUGCCUAAAAGAGGUAGUUUGUGUCCUAAACAAAAUGUUCACCUUUCAGCUUUGACCAAAAAUAAUUAUUCACACUUAUCUGCCGUUUUAUUUUAUUUCAUUUCCACAGCUUAUAACAGGUCAAAUUUAAUUAAGUCAAGGUGAGGAAUAACUCUUAAUAUGUUGAAUGUAUAUUAGCAUCCUUUUUUUUUUUCCUCUUUGUUUUGUUUUUAGGAGCGAAUCUUCACACAAUUCCUCUCCUCUGUUCUCAUAUACCUCACCUUCUGCCUUAGUUUUGGUUUGCUGAUGACUGUAAAGUGAGAAAAAAAAGAAAAAACAAGCUUAAGUUAUUUGUUUCUGAAAACAGACAUGCCAAGUAAAAAUUUUCUUUUAUUUUUGUACGUAUGUGCUGUGCACAGCAGUCUAUUGUAUUCCUGAGAUACCAAUAAAAGUUUGUUUUGUUUUGUUUUUUUAA